AUAUAUAUAGACCCACAUUCUCUUAAUUUCCAUUCUUGUAAUCAUCAUCAAAUCUUUAUAUCUUUCAGUUUCAAAAAUGGAAGCUUUUUACCAACAACAACAACCACAGUCUUAUAAUAACACUACUCUUGAUCAAACAAUUUUCUUUCCAAACCCUUCCACCACCACCACCACUAGAGGUUUUCCUCAUCAGUUGUAUCAACCUGCUGCUGCUAAUGAUCAUUUAUAUGGUCAUCAUUAUAAUAAUAAUGUUUUAUUAGCAAACAAGCUACAAAGCCCAGAAUCUUCAAUGUCAAUGGUUGUUGAUGAUUGUGGCAAUAGUAAUGAUCAUCAGUUAUUAUUGGCCAAGAAACGGAAUAAAGAUAAACAAGCUGUGUUAAUGUCAUCUAAUUUGAACCAUGCACAAUCCAAAGAUACAAGCAACAAAAUGAAGAAGCCAAAGAAAAGCAAUAAUUAUAAUCAAGAAGAAGAGAAAAAGAAAAAGACAAAGAAAGGAUCAUCGUCUCAUGAAGAAUUAGAAGGUCAUCAAGAAGCAGAAGGCGGGUACAUUCAUGUUAGAGCAAGAAGAGGCCAAGCCACUGAUAGCCAUAGUCUUGCUGAAAGGGUGAGGAGAGAGAAGAUAAGUGAAAGGAUGAAGCUGUUGCAAGCCAUUGUUCCAGGUUGUGACAAGGUAACUGGAAAGGCCCUUAUGUUGGAUGAAAUUAUUAAUUAUGUCCAGUCCCUACAAAAUCAAGUUGAGUUUCUUUCCAUGAAGCUUGCUUCUGUAAACCCCAUGUUGUAUGAUUUUGGAGUGGAUUUUGAUGCAUUCAUGCUUAAACCUGAUGAGAAUAUGAGUAACAUGGCACUGCCAAUUAUGCCAAGUGUACAACAAUGUAGCACCAACAACGGCGGAGCAGCCACCUUUGCUCCGGCAAAUAACUAUCAUCAUCAUCAUCAUCCGCCACAGUUGAAUGAUGGUCCAUCAUCAGUAGUAACUAAUAAUUCACAACUGUUGUUUCAACAUUCACUACAGAUGCCAAAUAUUCUUCUAUCCCAGGGAAAUGGACAACAGUUGUGGGAUGUGGAUGAACAAAGACUAAAACUAGACAAUAGUUUCAGUAGUCUUAACAAUAACUUGACUUCUUUUCAUUAAUCUGCAAGUGUACGAAGUUAUGCAUGGAGAUAUAUCCCAUCAUCGUCGGCUAGGCGCGCAAAGUAGUUUUAAUUCUAUGUGAAUAUUCCAAAAAUGUCACACAUAAUCAAGGGUUGAGGUGACUGAUCAAGAACCAAAGAACAAGAUGAAGCUGUUGAUUUAUGAGCACAUAUUAAUUACUGUUAACAACUUGAAAGUUCUAUUUAAUAUAUGUUUGUAAGACCAUCCCUAUCGGUUCUAUUUUUGGACCGGUCGGUUGGACAAAGUGGGUGUUAAUUGAUGGGGCCCAUGUAAAAACCCACCCUUCGUACAACCGACUAUAAGUUGGUCAAUAUUUAACUAGUAAAUAUAUUAUAUUCUCGUAUAUUUAUUUGUUAUUAUUUUAUAAAUGAUGGUGGUGCCUUUUUGAAAA
Messenger RNA from Erigeron canadensis, 1544 nucleotides. Its product is annotated as transcription factor bHLH137. Gene Ontology annotation, biological process: regulation of DNA-templated transcription. Bases 77 to 1132 code for a protein of 351 amino acids. Gene Ontology annotation, cellular component: nucleus. NCBI's taxonomy places the organism in Eukaryota, Viridiplantae, Streptophyta, Magnoliopsida, Asterales, Asteraceae. The transcript is spliced from 8 exons. Gene Ontology annotation, molecular function: protein dimerization activity; DNA-binding transcription factor activity. The record is from RefSeq and is a predicted model, not a curated record.